Molecule: messenger RNA, 3370 nt
Organism: Marchantia polymorpha subsp. ruderalis
Lineage: Eukaryota; Viridiplantae; Streptophyta; Marchantiopsida; Marchantiales; Marchantiaceae
Source: the annotation of a GenBank genome assembly
CGACCAGACCAGACUAGACCAGCCCUCGAGUCCUUGGCCUGGGGUGUGCCCUUGAGCGCGCGGCGAUGCGGUCCUUUGCCACUCCCACUCACUCACUCACUGGUGCCAGAGUUCUUUCUUGUGAAGCCGGUAUCAUUCUCCCUUUACUACUUUCACAUUUUUCUCUUUUCUCCGUCUCCAGAUCUGUGCCGUGAUUCUUGCUCGUGGGUGCGAUCCAUGCCUGCCCCGCCCUGAUCUAUCAUUCGGCCCAUGUUUCUUUUGCCGGUUGAUCGUUGAAGGUCGGAGAAUCGAAACAAAGAAACAAAUUAGGGGAGGCACGGAUUGAGGGCGGAAGAGGAGGAAGAGGAAGAGGAAGGAGGGAGGGAGGGAGUGGAGGCAUGCGGAGCGGAGUUGAGCGCUAGCCAUCUCGUCUGUCUGUAUUGGCUUAUUCCGUCGUUGUCGUCGUCGUCAGCUUGGUUGGUGGCUGGGUCUUCUUCCUGGUUGAGCAACUCUGCGUUAUCCAUCGGGUAGUGCGAAGGCCGACGCUCGAGCAUCUGUCGAGUCUUUCUUUGGCGGUGCGGUUGACUAGUGAGGGAGAGACAGAGGAGGGACGAAGUCAGAGGCAGAGGCUUUGCCGACGAAGAGUUUUCUGCGGACUUGUUUUUGGGGCUACAGUGUCCUGUAAUCAGCAUCAAGGAGAGCAAGGGGAAGGUUCAUGCCGCCUUGUCCGAGGACUGUCUGAGGCCGUUAGGUCGGUUGGCUUGAAGCUUUGCUUCUCCUCCAUGAGUAUUGCCUCGGUUUUCAUCGACAACGGUGACUUUCCUGUUUGAUUUUGUCAGAUACCUCGAUAGAGGUCGAUGCCUGAAGGAAUGCAGCUGCCGUCGAGUUGCAUAACCAUGUGAAAGAGAUUACUAUAGAGGCGGGAAGAGCUGAUCUGCGGCAACCUAGUAAUGGGAAUACUGCCCUGUGCAUGUGAAAUUCUGUACGAGUGUCUUAGAGGCGGCGAGGCAAGUGUUCAACUCCGACGAGAUCGGCAGCCGCAUUUGUCAUCGGAAGGCUCUCUUGCGGUGGUAGAUAUAUAGGUGAAGCCUAUCCACACUUGCUGCUUUUCUGAUCGUGAAGAGUUGGAUACCAAGGGUUUCAUGCUCUAAGCGCACGGCCAUGGAAUAUGGUGCGAGCAGUAGUCGAGGUCUUGGGGAUAUGCUGGAGAGUGUCAAGCGUCUGUGCUCGUUAGAUUCCGACCUCGGGGAGGAAUUUGGAGUCCUCCCUGGGUGUGAGUCGGAAGAGCAGGUUGAAGACAACAACUAUUUGGAUCCAAACCUGUGGAAGAACCUUCCUGAUGAUCUUCAUGCAUGGGUGCUCCAAAAACUGCCGUUGGAAAGCCUUGUAAAGUUUCGCAUGGUUUGUAAGAAGUGGAAUGCUUCCAUUCUAUCGGUCGAUUUUAUUCCUCCACCGAAUUUGGCUCGGAAGUGUGUGCCCAUUUACUUCCAUGAUGAGGUGCCCUCCACGGUCUACAAUCGAAGGAGAAACUCGUGGCAGCAGUUGUCUUUCUCCUUCUUGGAAACUCCCAGCACCUUUUUGUCCCUCCUUGUAUCAGCUGGAGGAUUGCUCUGCUUUAAGACUGGCAUAGCCGGCGAGUUGAUAGUUUGCAACCCGAUCACCAAGCAGUCCCGACGACUACAGGUGCCCUGCAGAAUUCGCCAUGACGCUAUCACUCAAAUUGCCGGAGAGAGUGAAGUGGUUAUUUAUGAAAGUGCUCAUUCCACCCGGAACCUAAAAGUGUAUCAUCUGUCUACCGGUUCUUUUGACAAGGAAGUCGUCGUGGGAAUGGUUGUGGAGCAUGGAAACAGCUAUGGAAGUGGCUACAAGCUGGUUGUUGCCGGAGUGACGCUUUCUGACAACUCUUCUGAGAGAACAACGCUGGUCUAUGACUCAGUCACUAACUCCUGGAAGAAAGGGGGUGAAGUUCCCAGAGGAGUGCGGUUUUGGAGAUCUGGGAAACCAGUCUCCAGCAAAGGAUACCUGUACUGCAUUACAUACAAUGAGCAGGUUUGGAGAGAGAGAAUGGACCAGGAGCGGCCGUGGAGUGUGCUUAGAUAUGAUUUGGAACAUGAGAAGUGGAGUGAGGUGAAAAUACCCAGGAGGAAUUCUAUCCUCCAUCAGCUAGUUGAGCACCAGGGGCGGAUAUUAGUAGUACAGAGACGGCCUAUCGACCAGACUCAGAUGUUCACCUCUGAACUCAAAGAAGAUGGCGAAGUGCGACCCUACAAAAUGGCAAAAAUGCCCGUUGAACUUUUUCCAGAUGCUGUCAAAAGAGAUUUAGUACUUGGAGAUUGGUGUGUGGGCCAGGGCGAUCGGGUAUACAUUGCAGGUGUAUAUCCCGAAAAUAGUUGGCUGGAUUCCAUCGAAACCAGCUGCUAUCGACCAAUCUAUGUGGACAGAAGCCUUGGAUUUGGCGUCCUAACUCAUAAUCCUACUGACAAUACCUGGACUCAGCUUCCAGACCUAUGUGGUAGAUACUACCCUGAAGGUCUCUACGCUUUUGAGCCAUCGCUGGCUCGAGUGUAGACGUGAUGUUUCUUACGAGGAAGUUACAUUUCGUAAGUUGGCCACCUUGUCGAUGAUUCUGUUGUUGAUGCAUGGGAGGCAAAUCAUGAGAAUUGGCCUGCACUGUCCAUCUGCUGAGAGUGGGAUAGACGACUCAGAGUAGGUAUAAUAGACGGUUGUUCCUCUGUGAAAGACCCAAGUCAGUCCAGGUAAGAGAUACUGUGUUUCUAUCAUCAACUCAAAUCCUUUUUUCCUGUUAGUGUAUAGGGAGGCAUGUUCAAUCUUUUGGGUUAUACCCCUUUAGAGUCACUGUAAAAUGUAAAUCUGUAGAAGAGGGGUUCUGGGGAAGAAGAGGUAGCAAUUUUCUGGAGAAGAGGUGGAAAAUUUUUUGCAGUUUGUGUGCCUGGAGAGUAACUUUGAUUUCAGGGACAUGUGGCUACCUUUCAAGCUGUUGUUAGAGUCUACUCUACUCGCGAGUGGAGAGGCCAUCGGAAAUAAAAGCGUUCUAGAGUGUUAUGUUUGUCCUAAGUUGUAUGGCAUUGGAACUCUGUGGUAUUUGAAAUCGUUUUCUGGAUUUCUGGCAAGAACUGUGAGGCGGAAGGGUAUGAUGAUUAAGUUUAAGAAAUUCCACAAGACCCGCGGUUUUGUAUGGUAGAAUAGUAAAGUAGCCUGCGAUUUGUCACUAGGAUGUCAAUUACACAAGUGUACAUAUGUUUACAUCGUUAGCAGUUGCUGAGUAUCUUUAAACCUGCUGUUAGUAGAUGGAGAGAAUGCUACACAUUUUUGCUCUUACGGGGAGGAUUUAGGACAAAUGCUUUAGGUAGCACUUUUUACACAAAGACCC